AUGCUGCUUCUCCUGCUCGGCUGCAUCCUGCCCGCCACCAGCGGAGAGAGCUGCCUCCACUGCUGGCCAGAGCUGCCUGCGCUGAUCGACUACGACCUGCAGGUUCUCUGGGGCAGCCUGGGGCCACCCACAGAGCUCUCCCAAAGUCAGGACCACUUGGAGGAAGAAACGGGCAAAUUGUUUACUCACAUAGAUCAAGCCAUUAAGAAGUAUCGAGAUGAUAAACCGUCACUCCUGGAAGAGGUUCGGGUCCAGAAGCAGCUGUUUUCUGAGCGGCUGAAGGAGAGAGGCAUGGAGCUGAAGGAGAAGGACAUCCGCUCCACGCUGGAGAUCAUCACCUGUGACAACUGCAGGACGCACUUCCUCACUUGCCAGGACCCCAUCCUCUGCCCAGCAGGGACCCGGAGGACCUUCGCGUGGGCCCUAGGCCUCGGCAUCGCUCUGCCCCUGGCCCUCUUGGCUGGAGGUGGAUGUUACCUUUUCUGGCUCAAGAAGAAGAAGGAGCAACAGCAGCAGAAGGCAGAAAAGGUCCUGGGGCAUCCAGGACCCCCAAGGAGGGAAAGCAGGGUCUGCCCAGGGGUAGAGAGGCUGGAGUCCCCAAGUCCGGCUCCUGGGGUCCUGCUUUCAGGACCCAUUUGGAUCGAGGGCCUCCGGAGGGCUGCUGACAGCCCCCAGUGUGAGCAGACACACCCGGGGCCAGACGCCCAGGACAUGGUGGCCGCUAAGCCCCCGGUCCCCACCUGA
Molecule: messenger RNA, 744 nt
Organism: Vicugna pacos (alpaca)
Lineage: Eukaryota; Metazoa; Chordata; Mammalia; Artiodactyla; Camelidae
Source: RefSeq, a predicted model, not a curated record